Amorphotheca resinae ATCC 22711 is the source of this 1805-nucleotide messenger RNA. RefSeq lists its product as hypothetical. The transcript has a single exon. Gene Ontology annotation, molecular function: rRNA (adenine) methyltransferase activity. Gene Ontology annotation, biological process: rRNA methylation; ribosomal large subunit biogenesis. Gene Ontology annotation, cellular component: nucleolus. Bases 43 to 1602 code for a protein of 519 amino acids. The record is from RefSeq and is a predicted model, not a curated record. Lineage: Eukaryota; Fungi; Ascomycota; Leotiomycetes; Helotiales; Amorphothecaceae.
AGCUCCACAACGUCACAGUAAUACUACUACUGUACUGCAACGAUGUUUGCUGUUCCAGGCUGGUCAGUCUCUUCGAGCAAUCUGAAGACACAGACUGCACAACCAGUAAAGGCGACGACGAAUAGCACAGCACCUCCAAAAAAUGAGGGCACCGAAGAAGCAGCGCGGCCCAGCAAGAAGCGGAAACGAAGCGGUAGCAAGUCCAAGGCUGUUGAUGUGAACCCUGCGAACUUGGCAGAUCUGUGGGAAACAGUGAUUGAAGGGAAGCCAAAAGAGACGAAGGAUUCCAAGUCGGCCCAGGAAAAGUCGAAAUCAAAGAGCAAGGAGCAUGGCGAGAAGCAAUUGGCGACGCCCGAAGAAGAUGGAGCGUCUGGAGACGCAGACACAGCUCAGGGUGCAGAGGGGGAGGCCGAACCCAAGAAAGUAUUCAAGAAGGCAAAGACAUUGAAGGAGAAAAAGCGGGAGAAGAAGGCAGCUUUAAAGCAAUUGAAAGAUUCUUCCACAGACGGUUCUUCCACAAACACUAAAACUACAAACCCUCCUCCAGAUAACGAUGCGAAGCCUCCACCGCUGCCCACGCCCACCGCAAAACUAACUCCACUACAAGCUUCCAUGCGCCAAAAGCUCAUAUCUGCCCGUUUCCGUCACCUCAACCAGACCCUAUACACCACGCCCUCUGCCCACUCCCUGGAGCUCUUCCAGCAGAACCCAGAGAUGUUCCAAGAGUACCACGAGGGAUUCCGGCGCCAGGUCGAAGUCUGGCCCGAGAACCCCGUCGACGGGUAUAUCCAGCAGAUCAGAACGCGCGGAAAGCAACGCGGUCCCAAUCGGGGCGCCGGCGCCCCUGACGGCAAAGACUCCGCGGUGUCACCUCUCCCACGCACCGAAGGCACCUGCCGCAUCGCGGAUCUCGGCUGUGGGGACGCUGCGCUGGCUCAAGGCCUCCAGAAAGAUAGCAAAGCGCUGAAGUUGCGAAUUCACAGCUUCGACCUGCAGAACCCCAGCCCGCUGGUGACACGGGCUGACAUUGCGAACCUCCCUCUCGAGGACGCAAGCAUCGACGUGGCCAUAUUCUGCCUGGCGCUCAUGGGCACUAACUGGAUCGACUUCAUCGAGGAGGCCUUCCGCGUGCUGCGCUGGAAGGGCGAGCUCUGGGUCGCGGAGAUCAAGUCACGCUUCGGGCGCGUGGGCGGCGGCAAGCAGAAGCGAGUCGAGCACUCGGUGGGCAACCGGACGAAGAACGAUAAGAAGGCUCUGAAGAAGCAGGAGGAGGAAUUCGAUGAAAAGGAUUUGGAAGUCGAGGUUGACGGGCAGGAAGAUAGCAAGCAGGAGACGGACGUCAGUGCAUUCGUGGAAGUCUUGCGCAAGAGGGGCUUUGUGCUGCAGGGAGAUCCGGAUUUGAGGAAUAAGAUGUUCGUGAAGAUGCGUUUUGUCAAGGGGCUGACGCCCACAAAGGGGAAGGGCGUGCCGGCUCCAAAGAGCACGGCGGACACGGGCACCGAGACGUGGAAGAAGAAGCCGAAGGGGAAGUUUAUUGAUGAGGAGGUCCCGGUUGCGGACGAGGCGUCGGUCCUAAAGCCUUGUGUCUACAAACUAAGAUAGGCGUGCUCGAGCAGCACUAUGAGCAAGAUUCGUGUUGUCAACAAGAUAAUAGAUAGUGGGCUACGAGUUGAUAAGGGAUUCAUAGCAGGAAUAGCAAGCAAGGCGUGGGGUCACUUUUACACCAGAUAAUAGACAAGUUCAACGUCGUUCUUGUCUUAUGCUUCCUCAUUCAUUCAUCACGACCUGUAGUGAUUUCAUGACCG